Molecule: messenger RNA, 537 nt
Organism: Striga hermonthica
Lineage: Eukaryota; Viridiplantae; Streptophyta; Magnoliopsida; Lamiales; Orobanchaceae
Source: the annotation of a GenBank genome assembly
AUGGUCGCACCCUUGCGGACUACACCAUCCAGAAGGUGUUCUAUAAGUUGGAUGAUUAUGGCAAGGUGCAGUGGCUCAGAUAACCGAAUCAGGCAAAUUCCUGUCAUAAACGAAUGGGGGAUGAUAGGGAUGUUGUCUUUUGGUGACGUGGUGCGUGCUGUGGUGCUGGACGUGUGUUGUAGCAGUGGGUAUUUGAGUUUCUGUUGUCCCUCAAAGUCGGAAUCAAUGGCAAGGUUGACUCAUAAAGAUGCAGUUACUUUACCGUUCCCCGACUCUGGUUGUGAUGCUGCCACCAUCAGCUAUUGGUUGAGAAAAGUGGUGGAUAGGAAAAAGGCUAUUGAGGAGAUGGUUUGGGUUUUGAAACCCGGUGCAAGUUAUCCGUUCUUUGCAUGUCUGUUCGCAGUGCAGGCACGGGACUAUGUGAAGGUACAAAUUUGCAACAGGCUGUGGGUAAAGGAGACACUUAAGGUGGUGACAGCUGAAAUAAUAGGACUGACGCUUAUGCAAUCUAUGGAGAUAAUUUCUUCUCGAACCUAA